CAUCAGCUUAAUUUAAUUUUAAUUCAAGCAACUUCACAAAAUCGUUAGAUAAGGAUAUUUUUUUCAAACUUAACUGAUAUAACAAAUUUUUUUUCAAACAGUCUACAGCGGGUUACGGUUUUAGAUAAAAUUGUUAAAUACAGAGUUCCUCGAUCAUCUAAUACUAGAUGGAAUUUUAAAAGUCGAAUAGUAAAUACUGUGUAUGAGAAUCUUGAGCCGUUAAUUGAAUGUAUGAAAGAAAUUGAAUCAACAUUUAAUCAAACCAUAGCAAUUAAUCAAGCUGGAGCUUUGAAUCGGAUGUUAAAUGAUGAUAAAUUUAUAUUUUGGUUAAGAGUGUUUCAUUCUUUAAUGCCUCAUGUUGAUAUUUUAUAUAAUCAACUACAAAAACAAACUAUGGAUCCUGUAGAACUUUCAAAGGCAAUUUUUCGGUUCGAAGAAAAUAUAUUAAAAGAAAGACAGAAUAUUGAUAACAUCGUUGAAACCUCUCAAAAUCAUCCAACGAAAAAACGAAGACAAGAUGAUACUAUUGAAACAAGAAAAAUCGCUGCAAAAGAAGUAUGUGAUAUUUUUAUUGUCAACGUUAAAGAACGUUUUGAUUAUAAAAAUCACUUAAAUGCUUCGCACCUAUUUUUAUCCACCAAAUUUCCUAUGUACGAAAAUAACUUCCCAAAUGACCAUUUUANAAAGAUCGUUUUCCACAUUGAAACGUGUUAAAAAAUUUUUGAGAAAUUCAAUGACGGAAGAUCGACUUACAGCACUAGCAAUGUUAUCGAUCGAAAAACGGACGAUCAACAAUAUUUCAAACUUCAACGAAGAAGUAAUAAACAGGUUUG
Molecule: messenger RNA, 833 nt
Organism: Cinara cedri
Lineage: Eukaryota; Metazoa; Arthropoda; Insecta; Hemiptera; Aphididae
Source: the annotation of a GenBank genome assembly